AUGGAAGAAGAAUGCGACGAACUAGAGGAAUCCUCCUUUGAAAUGCUCUCAAAGAGUAAGGAUUACUCAACUAUUAAAAUAUGCGAAAUGCAGGAAAUGAAGGAAGAAAUUAAAGAAUUAAAAAUUAAUCUCUCGAGUACACAAAAUGAGUUAGAGAAUACGAUAAUAGAAAACAAUGAAUACAAAAGAGAAAUAAAUAAAUUAAAAAAGGAAAUUGAGGUUCUAAAGAACAUCUGUCAAUCUCCAAUAAUUAAAAGCACAAAUGAGAUAAAUAAGGGAUUUCACGUCUCACUUACCCCCUCAAAUACUUCUAAAUAUAGCCACGCAUUACACUUUUCUCCAAUUUAUUCAAAGAAAUGUGAUAAAAAAUGUAACAACUUGAUAAUUUCCUUACAAAACAAGAUGAAAGAAUCGCAAGAACAAUUGUUGAAUGCCAAAAAAGAGAUUACCGAGCUAGAGAAUCAAAUACGAGAACUUAGCAUCAAGCUCACUACUCAAAGGGAUAAAGAACAGCUUACAUCUCGCGACAAAACUGAAAACAAUAAAAAAAUAAUGCAUUCACCAAACAGAAUAUCUUCAUUAUGGGGACGCAACAGUGCAUUGGUCUCGCGGCAGAACUCACUAAGUCAAGAAUGA
Parnassius apollo (apollo) is the source of this 636-nucleotide messenger RNA. Lineage: Eukaryota; Metazoa; Arthropoda; Insecta; Lepidoptera; Papilionidae. The record is from the annotation of a GenBank genome assembly.